AUGUGUGUCAGAGAUCUGUCUGCGCGACACAAGAGUAGAUGUGAGCUCCUAGAGUUUAUCACUGAACUGCGAGAGAGAGUGACGAGACAACACACGACUCACACCACAAUCUCAGUCAACGCGAGGUGAGCAUCUUUCUUUUUUGGGUGAAAGUGUCGCCUAUUUUAUUGACUCUGUUUUGACUCCCAAAUGGUCACCCUUUAAACGAAUACGAUUGUCAUGGGACUUUUAGAAUAGAUAUGCGUUUUAAUAGUUAUAAUUGCUCACUGUGGUAUUCUUGUUUGAAUAAUACGCCAAGAACACCAUCAUAGUUGAAAGGUGACUUCAUGCCAGUCAGGGUCACACAUUUUACGCACACUACCCACACUCGCCUCUGUUUUUUCCAAAGGACUUGCAAUACUUUUGAACACUUGGCUGGCUGGCUGUAGAAUGUUGUGCAUAAGGUGUUAGUUAUCUGGGCUUUUCAAUUGGAACUUUAUGGAGGUGUGUGUCUGCCUUAUUCCAUUUUGUCUAAACUAUCUCCGUGUCCUUCUCUGCAGGCUUUCCAAGUGUGGGAUAGAAUGCCGGCGAUAAGUAAACAUUCCGACAUGGAGUUUGACUCUCUACAACCCUGCUUCUAUCCAGACGAGGAUUACUUCUAUUUCUGCGGUCCCGACUCUGCGCCUCCCGGAGAGGACAUCUGGAAGAAAUUUGAGUUGCUGCCUACGCCGCCCCUCUCCCCGAGCCGAGCGGCGCUACCCGGGGAGCUGGCCUCGGCGUCCGUGGGGAACUCGGGCGACUCAGCAGAAGGUCCCAUGGGUUUUGGAUUAGGCAACCCGCUGGGGUGCGACUGGACCUCGGAGCUCCUGUUCCUGCCCGAGGAAGAUAUUUGGGGUGCGUCGGAUGGAGACCUGUUCGGCAGCUCCGCUUUGAAUAAUAACCCCAACUCCAUCAUCAUUCAGGACUGUAUGUGGAGCGGCUUCUCUGCCAGGGAAAAGCUAGAGAGGGUGGUCACAGAGAAGCUAGGCAAAGCCAUUUCCACCGCGGCUGCCUGUGGAGUUAGUAAAAAUGUCACUACCGCCGCCGUCAUCACCACCAAGGCGCCUGAGCUGAGCCGCUCCGAGUCGGAGUGUGUGGACCCCACGAUAGUCUUCCCCUUCCCUGUCAACAAAAGAAACGGUAGCAGCAGCAGCACCAGCAGCAGAUGUCCACAUGGGACGAUCCCCGCAUCUACUGCCCAUUGUAGCGCCAAGGAAAUUCAGAGCGACUCCGGUAAGCGAAUACCUUCGGCGAGGAUGCAUGCGCACAAGACCCUUCGUUUUGAUUACAGUAGCGUACAGUACAACAGCUAAUAACCUAGUACCUCAAUACUAAUGCUCAAACCCAGUUUUAGUUUGUUGAGUUGACGUCAUUCUGCUUCAAAUAACAUAUGGCAUUAUUAUUAGGCUAUUAUUAUUAUUAUUGUCUUGUUAAGGUAAUGGUAAUUGGGGUGAUUGGAAGUUAAGAGUUCAUAUGACUGGCGCAGAAUCGGAUUACCUUUUUACAUUCCACACACACACACACACAGUGAUGGCGGCAGUGAGUGCUUGUGCCACAGUGAACGAGAGGGUUUAUGUAAUAGGCAGACGCCUCAUCCGGCAGAUGGCAGUAAAAUUGGAGGAUUGUGUGCAUUACGAAUUUAGAUCCAGUUGACACCGAACAUCUAGACACACGGGUUGUAUAGGUUGAUGUACUCGGCGCAGUCAGACAGUCCCAAUCGAGAACGUGCUAAGUAUACUGACUACUUGAAAAAGUGCCUUGUUUCACGGUUCGUUGGAUGCUAUGAUUACGCACUUUACGCAAGGAUUAUUGAAAUAACUAGGCCUCCAUGGGUGUGAAAUUGUUCCUUACAUAUUAAACAAAUGCCAUCCAUACCAGCAUGAACUAGACAGCAUUAUGUAAAAAGCAAUUUAUAGCAACUAUUGUGUUCAUGUGUUGAGGAUGUGUGUGGGUGUGUUUCGGAAAGGGGGGUUGGUAAAAACAACAAAGCGGAAAAUUCAACCUCUGUAAUAACAGGAUAAUAGGUUAUUCUAACACCCUAAAUAGCCCAACUUUAGUUCAGCAUAAAUGUAUCGUUUGGCAGUUGGCAUGGAACUCUGGUACGAAAAACUUACUAGAGCUCUUUUGUGACGCCUGCGAAACGGUAGUAAAAAAAAAAAGGACCUCCAACUGGGAAGCGCCGGCUGGAGGCUUGAGCUAUAGAGCCUUGCCAAAAGCACACCCCCUCCGACCGGCCCGCUGGCGAAAGGAAGAUAGCUGUCGAGAAGAGGAGGAGGGCCUGUUUCAUUAGGGGGCUGGCAGCUUUGAACAGGCCCUCCCAUCUCGACAGCUGUCUCUCUGGCGCCGCUCCAGCGCCUCGGCUUAAAGCCGGUGAUCCGAUCGCACCACGUUCCCCCGCCCCGCAAGCCUGCUUGAUAAAACCGUUUGCAGGGGCCUCUUCUUCUGCUCGCAGCGUUAAGUCGCAUCUCUCUCUUUUCAACGCACUUUCCUCAGCAUCAAAAAGAGUAAUAGACGCACUGCAGACUUUACAUUUUAGUCAUUUAGCAGACGCUCUUAUCCAGCGCGACUUACAGUUAGUGAGUGCAUACAUUUUUCAUACUGGCCCCCCGUGGGAAUCGAACCCACAACCCUGGCGUCGCAAACGUCACGCUCUACCAACUGAGCUACACGGGACCUGAAAGGCAGUAUUAGACAGUGCCACUAUAGAUACCAACAGAUAUCCUAUCCAUGUUCAAGCCCUAUGGGCACAGAAUAGGCUUGCUGCAUUUGGCACCCAAUAGCAGAUAAUGGGAUGACUAAAAUCAAAUGUUGAUAUAUACAACACUUAUUAAAAAGCCUACAGUAUGCCUGCAAGCCAAAUGCACCUCUGACAUGUUUAUCUGUACAUUAUUCAUUUAAAACAAUGAAGGAUACACCCCCAUAGUCUAAAGUUGCUCCCUCUCUUCACCAUCUCCACUUCAUCUGCACUGAUCUUUUGGAAAAUAAAGGAGCUUUGAGCAAUAUGGUGGAUAUCUGACAACCAGGUGCUGGCUUUCACCAGACCAUCUCUUUCACAUCAAUGUAGGACAAGGAAAGGAGAUGAGGAGAGGAUGCCACUUUAGACUAUUGACAUUUACCCCUUAGAGAUUCACUAGUACUCACUCACUCACUCACUCACUCACUCACUCACUCACUCACUCACUACUAGUACGACCCACUUUCCCAGUGAGCCAGAUAUGAAAUCAUCCAGGCUGUCUCAGCUUCACAUGUGGUCUGUCUAGAGAGAGAGGGGGAGAAGAGAGGGAAGAGAGAGAGGGUAAGGGGAAAAGAGAGGGAGAGGCGAGACACACCCCCUUACCACCCAGCUGAGUCUGUGCUGUGGUUCUGUUUUGAUUCCUGUGCCAACUUCUCAGUGUGUGUGUGUGUGCGUGUGUGCUUAUGUGUGUUAGACUGCCUCCGGAGGGUCUAGGCUUCAGAAGUGGGUUACUGUAAGCUGUAAAAUGCCACACUGCUUUACGAACAACUAAGCUGAUAAUGAUAGCCAUUAUCACAAAGGCAUUUUAACUGGGGCUGCCGCCUCAAUCACUAACUGCUUACGACUGCGUUCCUCUUCUUACAGCUUCAAAGAGGCCUACGCAUUAUUAUUUUUAUUUAUUUAAGUCUACAAAUGUUUGUUUUUUAAAGUCUUGUGAUAAGUAGCGGCAGUAAUAUACCAGCUUAGGUGUAAUGAAAAUAAAGAAGGCGGGAAAUUAUGAAAAUAGCUAAAUAGCUUUUUUGAAAUCUCUCAAUUUAAAACCGAUUAGGAAUUAUGACUUUUAAAUGCUUUGCGUAUCCCAUUUCAUCAUCAGUAACUGCCUAACUGGUGAUGUCAAAACCUUUUCAAGAGAGAAGAACAUGGACAUUUCUGUAGUGGGUAAAGAUGAGCAGGAAAGGCCAAAGAAGGGUUGUAGGACUGAAAACAAAGGACAUAGCUUGUCUACAAGUCAGUCAGAUGAAGCGUGUAAAAAUGUAAAAAGCCUGGGGACUAGAUUAGUGCUAUAGGUGACUGACAGUAAGCAUUAAGAGUACUCUCCUUGUGCAAACAGAGAGCAGAGAGUUGAGCAAUGAUCUCACUACUCCCAAACAUACACACACACACACAGACACAUUGGUGCGCGCACGCAUACACACACACAUGGAGGCAGAAAGACCCACACACACACACACACACAGCUAUCUCAUGCUAUACUUGUGAGGACUUUAUGGAGACCAACAAUUGACUCCCAUUCAAAAUCCUAUUUUCCCUAACCCCUAACCCUUACCCUUACCCUAACCUGAACCCCUAAGUGAGGACUGGCAAAAAGUCUCAACUUCUCUGAAUUUUUGUUGGUUUACUAUUCUUGUGAGGACUACUGGUACUCACAAUUAUAGUAAAACGUACACACACACACACAAGGUACAUAGUUCCCAUAGUUGGUGAGUCAGAACAAUUAACUAACUCACUCUUCUGUUUUCCUUUCCCAGAAGAUGAAGACGAUGAUGAAGAAGAGGAGGACGAAGAUGAGGAGGAGGAGGGCGAAGACGACUCGGACGGCGAAGAGAUCGAUGUGGUCACCGUGGAGAAGCGGCGCGGCUUGUCGCUCUUGGCCACCGGCACGGUCACUAUCUCAGUACGGCCGAAGACGGGUGCCACUUCCGGGGGCGUGGCCUCAUCUGGCGUCGUGAGCCGAUUUGUUAGCAACCGGGGAUCAGCGGGGUCAAACGGUUACUGUCAGGAGCUGAUCAUGAAGCAGAGCUCGGUCCACCAGCAGCAGCACAACUAUGCCGCUCCCUCGCCGUACGCCUCCGACGAUGACCACGCACCCCCCUCCAAGAAACACAAGACCUCUGACGCUCCUCGCCAACCUUCCCGCACCCUCUCUUCAUCAUCCUCAUCAUCAUCGCCGUCAUCCUUGACAUCAUGCGGCUCCUUCGCCAUGGCAACGGCAGGUUCCAAACGCAAACGCAACGUCAGCGGUGACAGCAGCACGCGCAGCACGCGCAGCGGCGGUUCCUCCGGUAACUCCGACUCCGAAGACUCCGAACGGCGGCGAAACCACAACAUCCUGGAACGCCAGCGGCGCAACGACCUCCGCUCCAGUUUCCUCACGCUCCGCGACCACGUGCCCGAGCUGGCGAGGAACGAGAAGGCGGCUAAGGUGCUGAUUUUGAAGAAGGCGGCAGAGUAUGUGUCGUCGCUGGAGGUGGACGAGUUGCGGCUGACGCAGGAGAAGGACAGGCUGCAGGCGCGGAGGCAACAGCUGAUGAGGAGGUUGGAGCAGGCCAGGACACGCUAA
This is a messenger RNA of Coregonus sp. 'balchen', 5312 nucleotides long. NCBI's taxonomy places the organism in Eukaryota, Metazoa, Chordata, Actinopteri, Salmoniformes, Salmonidae. The record is from the annotation of a GenBank genome assembly.